This is a messenger RNA of Closterium sp. NIES-65, 1128 nucleotides long. Lineage: Eukaryota; Viridiplantae; Streptophyta; Zygnematophyceae; Desmidiales; Closteriaceae. The record is from the annotation of a GenBank genome assembly.
AUGGCCUCCCCUAGCGUUCUCACCUUCGACGCCGAGGGUCGGGCAGUUGACUUUGAGGUCUGGGUAGAUGAUCUGCAGCUUUUCCUGCAGUGCGAUAGGGCAGACGGCCUCUCUCUGUUCGACCUCACUUCUGGUGCCUCUCCUGCCCCUGCUGCUGAUGCUGACGCCACUGUUCGCUCACAGUGGGCCACACGCGAUGCUGCUGCACGUCUUGCUGUGCGUCGCCACCUGCCUACCACUGAGCGCGCGCACUUUAGUCAGUACAAGAGUGCUCAGACCUUGGCAAGGGGGGCAAGGGCGCUGGAGGGGCUGGAGGAGGCAGUGGAGGUGGUAGUGGAGGUAGUGGAGAGAGUGGGGGUAGUGGUGGGAGUGGUGCCGGGGGUGGCGGCGGCGGCGGCAGCAGUGGAGGCGGCGAAGGCGGUGGAGGUGGCGAAGGGAGCGGAGGCGGCAGAGGAAGUGGAGGAGGCGGAGGUGGAGGAGGCGGCGGAGGCGGCGGCGGCGGCGGAGGCGGCGGAUGAUGGAGCGGGUCGCGACUCUGCGCAGAAGGAGUGGCGCCGGUGCGCAGUGGGGGUUUUGGUCCCUGCGCUUACGUCCUCCGUACUGGGGACCGCGCUGGCCGGGGUUGCUAUCUUAGAUCUUGGCUUUGAUGCUAUCCUUGCUGCUAUGUAUGCUGUUGAUACUAGUGUUGAGGGUGCCUGUUACCUGUGUGUACCGCCUGACCCGGGCAUUGAGGCCGCUGCUCUAGGUGCUGGUGAGGCUGCUGCUCUAGGUGCUAGUGCGUCUGCUGCCCCAGGUGCCAGUGCAUCUGCUGCCCCAGGUGCUGGUGUGUCUGCUCUCUCAAGUAAUGCGUCGGCUCAGGCCUUCCACACCUUCACCCUGGACUCGGGUGCGUCCCGCUCCUUCUUUCGAGACCGCACCACUCUUACGCCGCUCAGUCGGCCGGUUGCAGUCUCCCUGGCAGACCCCUCUGGGGGUCCUGUCCUUGCUAGCUUCUCCAUUGUCCUACCGUGCCCGGCAGCCCCCUCUGGCACCCUAUCUGGUCUCUACCUCCCCUCGUUCUCUACGAACUUGGUGAGCGGAGCGGACCUACAGGAUAGGGGGGUUGACCAGUUCACUCCUGCGUGUUAG